Messenger RNA from Zingiber officinale, 394 nucleotides. RefSeq lists its product as uncharacterized. Lineage: Eukaryota; Viridiplantae; Streptophyta; Magnoliopsida; Zingiberales; Zingiberaceae. The transcript has 2 exons. The coding region runs from base 5 to 349 and encodes 114 amino acids. The record is from RefSeq and is a predicted model, not a curated record.
GGCAAUGAAACAACAGAGCAGAGCUUGCCAGUUUUUAUUUAAACAAAUCUCAUUUCACUCACCUCCAACGUUCAAGAGAUAUGGCGGAGGUGGAGAAGGAGGCCACUUGGGUGGCAACGACUCAAGCAGAUCUGGAGGGGGCGUUCUUGCUGCUCCAUCGAAUUAUGGAGUGGGAGGAGGAUGUGGUCGGAGCAGCGGCUGGGAAGACAGCGGGUUCGAGUGGGAGUUGCACAAGGAAAACGUACGACCCUUGAAGUGCGACCGCAACACGAAACUCCUCAACAGAGCUCUCAAAGUCCAGGUUGAUCGUGACCUAAAGGCUCCCUCCUCCAAACUAGCAGGAGGAUGAUCGAGGCGAUUGAUGAGUACCAAGGAGAGGAUUCCCUUCGGCCAU